AUGAAAUUGGGCACUAGGUGGUCAAUAAUACUCUUUCUCACUGUGAUCCAGUACAUUGGAUUCCUUUUGUUCGCCAAGGGAUUCUUUCCUCAGAAAGUGUUGUUGCCAGGUAUAAAUUCUCUAGAUUCAAUUAAUGAUGAUUCCAAGUCGCCUAUUUUCAGUGAUAUAUUGUCUAAGAGUAACCAUAAAAAUCCCAAUAAUGAGAAAUUUGACAAGUUAAUAUUUAUUGUUAUUGACGCUCUCAGAUCGGACUUCAUGUUUUCUUCUAACUCUUCAAUGUUCCAUUUGCAUGAUCUUUUGAAUAACAAUGCUGCUAUUGGAUUCACGGGGUUUUCCAACCCGCCAACUGUUACAUUACCAAGAUUGAAAGGUAUAACUACUGGAUCUACUUCCAGUUUCCUAGAUGCUAUCUUAAAUAUUAAUGAGGAUGACACUUCUAGCUCUUCGAAUUUGGUCAACCAAGACUCUUGGUUGAAACAGUUCAAGAUCAGUAAAAGAAAGGAUUCAGAGGAGUCCGGAAUUCAUUUUUUUGGCGAUGAUACUUGGCUCAAGCUUUUUCCUGGAUUCUUUGAUAAGCACGAUGGCACUUCCAGUUUCUUUGUUUCAGAUUUCACAGAAGUUGAUAAUAAUGUGACUAGACACAUUAAUGCAGAAUUGGCUAACGAUCAAGAAUGGGAUGGGUUGAUUUUACAUUACUUAGGUCUUGAUCAUAUAGGUCACAAAAACGGUCCAAACUCAGUAUUCAUGCCAGCAAAACAACGUGAAUUAGAUGACAUUAUUUACAAAAUCUACAGUCAAUACGCAGUUCCAAAAUACGAAAAGCCAGAUAGUGAAAGAGUGUUGAUGGUCGUUCUUGGUGAUCAUGGAAUGAAUGAAAUUGGCAAUCAUGGUGGCUCCUCUAUCAGUGAAACUUCUGCUGCUUUGGCGUUUAUUUCUCCGAUAUUUGAGAAAGAAAAUUCCAAUUACCUUGACUUAUCAAAUAAGGAUUCAUUACCAAUUCCUCCAACAGAUGAUUAUCAGUUCCUUGAUUCUGUGAAUCAAAUCGAUUUAAUUCCAACAUUAUGCAACUUCUUUCAAUUACCAAUUCCAAAGAACAAUUUGGGUGUGAUUCUUAAAAAAUUCUUACUCAAAACCAAUUCCAGUGGUCAAUUGAAUUUUGUUGAUAUUUUCUACAAGCUUUUGGAAAAUUCGUACCAAUUUAAGAACUUGAUUCAAGUAAAAUUUGGCAAAGAGUUGACUACUAAAUUUGAUCCUACAAGAAAAUUUAACGAUGAUUCGGAAUUUGAGUUGUUGGAUUUUCUUUGGCAUGAUUCCGUUUUAAAGGCUGAACAACUAUACUCAGAGAAUGAAGGUUUCGCUGAUUGUGAUUCCAGUGAAUUAUUGAAGGUAGUUGAAAAUUUUUACAAAUUCCUCUACGAAACCCAGGAAUUUCUCCAAAACUCAUCUACAAACUAUGAUGUUCCACUUCUUAUGAAAUCUAUUACCAUCAUUGCAACUGUAACGAUCAUCUUGCUCGUUUUAUUCUUUAAGGGAAUUUCAUGCAGUACCAGUAGUUUCUUUGUUAUUUUUACCCUCACUAUGGGUAUAUCUACUUUUGGAUCCUCAAUGAUUGAAGAAGAACAUCAAACUUGGUGGUUAUUCAAUCUCAUCCAUCUUAUUUACUUAUCAAUUGGCCUUGUUAAAUCCUACUCUUUUAGUGUGAAGAGAUCUCUUAGCCAUUUGUUUGCUAAUUUGGUAUUUUUUAGAAUGAUUCGCUUUUGGAAUCCCUCAGGCCAGAAAUUCAAUUUCUUGCCUGAAUUCGUCGAGCUUAAAUUAUCUCAUUAUCUUUCUACCUCUUAUAAGGUAUGGGCUUUGUGGAUUCUUUUUGUGGUAGUUUUUGCUCAUUCUCAAAUCAUCUCUAAUGGUGGCAUUCGGUUAUUGACUUCCUCGGUGUCAUUUGUGAUACCGUUCACCUUAUCUCUUGUUGUACUCACUUUCAAGGUGAAUUUUGAUUAUGUGAACACUGGGGGUAAACAUUUUAAUCAAUUUUUCAAGGUUAUGGUAGAUAAAACUUCUAGUUUCUUUGUUAAUCCAAGUCUUAGCAAUGAGCAGAAUGAUAACAAGGAAAUGUUGAUCAUUUUAGCACAGGUAUCGUUCAUUCUUAUUCUUAGUGUAUUAGCUAUUAGGGUUUUAUUGUUGAAAUGUUCAUUUUUGUGGAUAGACAGGGUUAUUGAAAAAAGAGAGGAGUACUAUGAGAAGAAGAAUGAGGUUAGUGAUGAAGCAAUCAUUAAAACCCAGUUGAUCAGCAAUAAAGGCAAGAAGAAAAAUAAGCAAAUGACGAACCAGUUGAGGAAGGUUUCCAAUGUUAAAAGAACUAUUAUUGAUGGGAAGUUUCGCUUUUUGUCAGAUGUCGUGAAUACAAUCAAUAUAUUAUUGAUAAUGCAAAGCAAACUAGAAAAUGUGGGGUUGUAUUUAGUGUUCUUUGUCAUCAGAGAACUUGGAUUAAAAUUGAUUAACAGUGUUAUCAGCAGAGAAUUGGAGGAAGCUGCAAAGGAAAAUAAGCCUACAGAUUUGGAAGAAACUGAACAAGCAAAAUUAGCUGAAGAGAUUAGAAUAAAAUCAAUUUUGAUAAACAAAGAGAAAUUUCAUCUCAAACUCGCAUUCUAUGUCACUAUCCAAACAAUUUUGCUUCAAAAUUUGAGUUUUUUCCAAUUUUCAUUCACUAAUUCUUUGUCAACUGUUGAUCUUGCCAAUGCGUACAAUGGGACUAGAAGCUACAACCUUGUUUUAGUUGGUCUACUCACUUUUGUUUCCAAUUUCUCUUCGGCAAUAUACUGGUCCUUUAAUUCUUUGGUAUGGUUGUUUGAGAAUAAUUUGAUAAACUCGGAUAGAACCAAAAUGACAAGUAGUAUCUUGUUUGAUAAAACUUCUCCUUCUAUUAAAUGGGAGAUGUUUUAUGUCAGAUACUUGACUCAGUUGCUAUUUUAUUCUUUCUUCGGAUUGUUUUUGUGUGUUUCCUGCUUCAAUUUGAGGUAUCAUUUAUUCAUAUGGACCGUAUUUUCGCCAAAGUUAUUAUUCUUUGGAGUUUGGAAUUUCUUAAUCAAUGGACUUGCAGAGGUAUUUAUUGCCUUUAUCCUUUACUUACUAUGA
This is a messenger RNA of Saccharomycopsis crataegensis, 3129 nucleotides long. It is a transcript of the gene LAS21, whose product is annotated as mannose-ethanolamine phosphotransferase LAS21. The transcript has a single exon. NCBI's taxonomy places the organism in Eukaryota, Fungi, Ascomycota, Saccharomycetes, Ascoideales, Saccharomycopsidaceae. The coding region runs from base 1 to 3129 and encodes 1042 amino acids. Gene Ontology annotation, cellular component: endoplasmic reticulum membrane. Gene Ontology annotation, biological process: GPI anchor biosynthetic process. The record is from RefSeq and is a predicted model, not a curated record.